AUCGCACCCACGCCGGAUUGACCCACAAUUCCCAAAACUAAACAAAAAUGGCGUCUAAGUUCAAACCUGGCGAUCUUGUGUGGGCAAAGAUGAGAAGCUUUCCCGCCUGGCCAGGAAAGAUUGUAGAACCUAAGCCAGAUGUGAAGAAACCAAAGAAAGAUAAAAACUCUCACUUCAUCUACUUCUUUGGAUCAGAAAACUAUGCCUGGAUUCCAUUUGAGAGUGUCUAUCCCUAUAUUGGAAACAAGGAGAAGUUCUUGUUGACAGCCAGAAUACCAAAAGGCUUCAAAGAGGCCAUUGAGGCCAUAGAAGAUGCAAUCAAAAAUACUUCAGUGGAGGAACCUUUAAUAGCAGACGACUUGCCAUCAAUAGAUGAGGAAAUAGCACAGAUCCUCUCAGAUUCUGCAGAUGAUGAAAAGGUCAAUCAGUUGAACAACAGUGUAGGCAGUGACGGCUCACCUGACAAUGAUAAAAAGAAGAAAAAGAGGCCCAAAAGCAGCCCGGAACCAGGGGUGCAGGAGGAUGAGGCAUCCCCUAAGAAGACACCAAAGCUGAAAUCCAAUUCUGUCUCCACUGACAGCUCAGGGAAAAGGAAGUUAAGCCCAAAGAAGACGCUGACGCCCUCAGAGAAGAUUCUCAAGAGGGCAAAGAUGUCGUCUCCUGGCAACAUCUUUUCUGCUCUCAGUCCCAGACGAUCUCCAACAAAGGCCAAGGAACGCAGGCUGCCUGAUCUGCAAGUCAGUGAAAGUGACAUGUCAUAUGACCCCUCCCUGGGAGCCCCGGGCAUGCCUUUGGGCUCCAGUGGGUCAAGGCUGUCAGAGGGCUCUAGUCCAAACCACCCAGUCAAGUCUGUGAUCCCUACACCCAUGCGGAUAGGCUUCCUGGGGCUGGGAAUAAUGGGUCAGGGAAUGGUGAUGAAUUUACUGCGCUCUGGCCAUGAGGUUACUGUAUGGAAUAGGACCUCUCAAAAGUGUCGGGACUUUGUCAAGGCAGGUGCAUUGAAAGGCAACUCGCCAAUGUGAGGUGUUACAGCAGUGUGACAUCACCUUCUGUUGUGUUGCAGACACCACUGCAGUGAAAGAUGUG
Messenger RNA from Dreissena polymorpha, 1086 nucleotides. Its product is annotated as cytokine-like nuclear factor N-PAC. The transcript has 10 exons. The record is from RefSeq and is a predicted model, not a curated record. Gene Ontology annotation, molecular function: NADP binding; oxidoreductase activity, acting on the CH-OH group of donors, NAD or NADP as acceptor. Bases 48 to 1022 code for a protein of 324 amino acids. Lineage: Eukaryota; Metazoa; Mollusca; Bivalvia; Myida; Dreissenidae.